Molecule: messenger RNA, 4331 nt
Organism: Mycena citricolor
Lineage: Eukaryota; Fungi; Basidiomycota; Agaricomycetes; Agaricales; Mycenaceae
Source: the annotation of a GenBank genome assembly
AUGCAGCCCUUCACGCCUGGAACUCGGAACGGCGCACGGAAGAAAAACAUCAGCCUGUCAGCGAAGGAAUACACUAAGGCUAGUCAAACGUUGAUCGUGCUGGGUCAAUUCAUCAACUUUGGCGUAGAUUACUGGCACUAUCGCGUCACACGUAAUGGGCACUCGUCGCGUGAAAGUCGCGCGAGAGGCCGCGAUGAGCCGUCCUUCAUCGCAGAAACCUCGUUCGUUCGCGCACCUCUCAACUCACGAGUCAGCUCCUCCUCCGCUAUGCCGAAAAUCAAGGGCAAGGCGAAGCAAGAGCCACUGCAAAACGUCUCGGUCGACAUACAAGAGGCGCUGAUCCUUGAGGACAUGUUAUAUAUCCUUAUGGGUAUCGAAGGGACAUACAUCACGUUUCACGAAGAUUAUUCUGCCGAGGAUGACGACCCUCUUCAGGGCAUUCGCUUCGUUGUUUCGCCCUCCUUAGAUACCUCUCUUCGUGACUUGGUCGAGCGUAUUCUACCUCUAGGCACCUAUUACACUGCGAUCCUCGCCUUCGUCGAGCAGCGCAGUCAUCUCGAUUUUGGGCUGGUCAAUCAUGCGCUAUGCGCUGCGAUUCGAGAUAUGCUGAAGGACUACCAAACUCUACUAUCACAGCUAGAGCAUGCUUUCACCACCUCUGCCCAAUUCUCCCUGCAGAAGCUGUGGUUUUACAUCCAUCCCACGAUCCACACCCUUUCGCUCAUCUAUCAACUCGUUCUAGAGUUGGGGACGGCCGAUGAUCCUUCUGGUGACCUGGAUUCGUCGUCAACGAGCUCGAUUGAUCCCGAGGAGGAAGCACGAAACGAAGCGUUGGGACUCGGCGGAGCGGGGCUCAGAGCCGUGCUUUCAGAGAUGGAUAAGAACGGAUUGGAUGUUACUGGCGGCAGCGGUAUUCCAGUCAAGGGUGGUGAAGUUCUGGCCAUCAUCUACGAGCGAAUGCAGAAUAUGUCCGGUGACCCAACGGCACACGCGCUACACAGCACACUCCUAAGCGCAGCGGGUGUUCCAUACGUCUCUAUGCUGCGGACUUGGAUAACGACAGGCCGGCUAGUAGAUCCAUACGAGGAGCUACUCGUGAAGGAGAGCAAAUUCAUCAACCGAGGGAUAUUGGAGAUGGACUAUACUGAUGAAUAUUGGGAAAGGCGGUAUACACUACGUGACGGCUCGACCCUCGCUGGCUUAUCUAAGAGGCGACAAGCUGGUGUUCCGCUACCCAGGACAGUCAACGGACGAUUGCCAGGUGGAGCAUGUGUUCCUCCCUUGCUCGAAGGGUGGAAACAUAAGAUUCUCCUUGCGGGAAAGUACCUAAACGUCAUUCGAGAAUGCGGGAUGGAAAUCCGAAGGGCGGAUGACUAUGCCUCGGACGCCAGCUUAGAUGAUGAGAAAUUCUACGCAUUCAUCGAAGACGCAUAUACGCACGCCAACCAGACACUGCUGCAGCUGUUGCUACGCGACCAGCAGCUCAUUCCUCGACUUUCAUCCCUGAAGCGAUACUUCUUUCUGUCGCAAUCUUCGUUUUUGACGCAUCUGCUUGAUCUUUCUCAUACGGAGCUUCGCAAGACAGCCAAAUCGGCGUCGAUAGUCAAGUUGCAGAGUCUUCUUGACUUGGCUCUGAACACCGACUCGCAUGGGGAAGACCAGCUUUUCCGAGAAGACGUCAAAGUGACAAUGGCUCCCAGCGGAUUGUACGAGUGGCUUCUUAAUGUCGUCAACGUCAGCGGUGUGAUUGGUGGUGAGGAUGGUGAGCCGGAAACCCAUCACGAGGAACAAAAGAAAGAAAAAGACGACAAAAAGCCAAUGCUUGCGAUCGACGCCCUAGCGCUGGAUUACACCGUCAAGUUUCCGCUGUCUCUGGUCAUUUCACGAAAGACUAUACUGCGAUAUCAGCUCUUGUUCCGAUUUCUGCUGCAUCUAAAGCAUGUUGAGCAGUCGUUGACUGCGAUGUGGACAGAGCACAAGACCCACCCUUGGAGGGUGCCUGUGCCCCAUCAUCCUGAACUGGAGCGAUGGCGGCUGCGCGUCUUUUUGUUGCGAGCCCGGAUGCUUUCCUUUGUGCAGCAGAUUCUCGCUUUCUCGACGUUUGAGGUUCUGGAACCGAACUGGCGCGUCCUGGAGGGUAAACUAGCCCGGGUGACGACGGUGGACCAGCUGCUCAGGGAUCAUGUCGAUUUCCUGGACACUUGCCUGAAGGAAUGCAUGUUGACAAGUUCCAAAUUAUUGAGGGCAUACUCUCGACUGAUUGUGACAUGCUCUACUUUUGCUUUGUACACCUCGUCCUUCACCAAAUCUGCUGGCCAAGCAAUAACUGCCUCUGAGACCAGCGAAGGGGAUCAAGCCAUGGCCAAACGCUGGGACUUUUUGGGCAAAUUUGAAACCAACUUCAAUCACUGGUUCAAGUGCUUUCUGCACGCAACUAAUGUCGAAGCAGCUCACUUCGCUCAUUCGUCUUCAAGUGUUUUCCCGCGGAGCAACUUUUCUUCUGAAUCAAGCUCUCGUUCGCCUGGCUUCCCCCAUCGCGAAGGCGUCCGGAAUGCUCUGCUACGUGUCAAGAACGACCAAAAUCCGGGGAAUCUCUCCUUCUUCCCUAUCGCUGUAGGACUUCCUCUGUCUUGUAUAACCAGCGCUGGAUACUCGUAUAUCGCAUCGGCGGAGACGAAAGCUCAGUCGGGGUUCUAUGGAGCGCUGGGGCUGUACGCGUUUGCAGCGGUGCUGGAACUUUGGUGUGAACCGAUGCAUAAUCGUGCCAUGGCGGAGAUGAAGACACACAUACGUGUCCGAGCUGAGGGCGCCGGAGUCAUGUUCAAGACCCUGGUCACAUUCCUCGUCUUGUUCUGUGACUCGAGGUUUGUCUUGGAUGGGAAGCUGGCGCUGGCAGCUUUUGCUCUCGGUCAGCUUGCCUACGCCCUCACUCUGCUCGUUGUAUACGUCGGACACUUUGGCAUCGCUGCGCUGUUUCCUCAACCGAAGAACGGAAACUCUCCUCCGGCCGAUAACGAAAUAUUCCGAGUGUCUUUGACGAUGACGUCCCAGUCUGUCAUCAAGCACUUCCUCACAGAGGGAGACAAGCUCGUACUUGGCUACUUCAGUCCUCUCCGGGAUCAAGGAGGCUAUGCCGUGGCCGUCAACUAUGGGUCUUUGAUAGCUCGUAUGGUAUUCCAACCCAUCGAGGAGACAUCUAGGAUAACGUUUUCUCGGAUGUUGGCUCCUCCACCGAGUCAAGAGGCUCUCCGGGAGGCAGCGGAUUCGCUUCUGAACCUGUUAUCUCUUCAAAUGGCCUUUUCUUUCAUCCUCCUUAUCUUUGGACCUGCAUAUAUGCCUGUGCUUCUGCCUGUUCUCUUGCCGCGACAGUAUCUCUCGACGAGCGCCCCUCGAGUUCUUGGGGCCUGGAUAUGGUACAUUCCUGUACUUGCUCUGAACGGAGGAUUGGAGGCCUUCAUCUCAAGUGUAUCAACACCCAAAGAUCUGAACAGACAGAGCUGGUGGAUGGCCAUCUUUUCAUUCAUUUACAUCGCGUCUGCUGUGGAAUUAUACAGCCUCGGAUUCGGUGACGCUUCGCUCGUUUUUGCCAAUAUCCUGAACCUGGGGGCCAGGAUCGCAUACGCAACACACUUCAUAACCGGUUACUUCACAGCGCAUCAAGCCCGUUCCAGUCUCCAUUGGCAAAGCGUUCUCCCUCACUGGAAGUUCUCGAUGGCAUGCUGUGUUUCAUGGGCUGCCAUCCGUGAGAGCGCCACGAUCUUGAACGUUCGAACAAUUGUUGCCCAUACUGGGUCGGGCGCUGGCGUUCGGUUGCUGAUCCACAAAUCCAUUUUGAUACAUAUCGGGAUCGGGGGUGCGAUGGGAUGUGCGUGCUUAGGGACGUGGUGGUACACUCAGGGUAGACAGCUGCUCAGGCUAAAGAUCAAGAAAGAGUAGAUUGCAGUCAUCGAUUGACAGAGAACCGAGUUAUCUAUGAAGCCGAUGAAGUAGAUAAGAAUCGGUAAGCAAGGGCUCCCCGGCAUCAGGAACAGUAGCAAUCCUAUAGUGUCCUUCCAGAAGCCGUGGGACAGGUGGGCCAGCUCACAGGGCAGGCAUUCACACUGCCCUGCGGCACAUCAGGGUGAUGUAUCAAGCUCAGGAGUCAAUUCUGACCGGGGCAGUGCGACGAAUGAUGGCUAGGUAGACGUUGCUAGGGAGGCCGUUGAGAAAGCAAGGUUCCAAGAAGAGGUAGUUGCUUUGUAGCGAGGGGGUCGCAAUGCAUUGAGCAAGCAAAUGGUGAAAGCGAUUGCCAGGCGAAAGCAGAACAAAGGUCCCUUGAGGCGACAGCGAGG